AUAAAAUCAGGGCUGGCUUUGCCGAUACGCUAGUUCAGUAGUUGUCUUCCCGUGGAGGGAAGCAAUCGAUCUCGGAGAGCCAAAGCUAGCUGCAGCAUUCCGGCCUGGCUUUUGCAGUUUUGGGGGAAAUAAAAUUUCCAUUCCGUCUGAUAGGAUCUCAGUGUACAACUGGGCUUGCGAGUACGAGUAUCAGCGUCGCAGUUGUGCGUACUACGGAAUACACGAUUCCUUCAGUUUCUCUCGUCUGCUCGGCUGCGUUGUCGAAACUGAGCAACAUCGGGAGCGGAGCGUUGGACGUUGGCGAUCGAUAGGUGACGAUGGAAGUGUUUAGCGUGCUGCUAAGCGUACUCUCCCUGGCCUUGCUUGCUCCUGCCUGCUCUGCUCAAGGCAGCAGCAGCUCAACAACUAGUCCACUCGUUGCUAGCUUUUCCGGACGGUCGUCGCUGGAUCACAAGUUGCUAAGCAACGCGGUACCGGGAGCCAGCACACGCCUAUUUCAAUUCACGUUUCGCACGGCUAGCGAUGGCACCGGUGCACUGCCCAUGCCAGUUCUCAGCGUUCACGAUUCGUCGGGAAAUCAUCUUGUUGUGCAGCUGACAGCUCAGCGGACUGUCCGGGUGACUUUUGACGGAGCCGCCGUCGAGAGCAACGCACUUAACCGGACAUCGUCAUGGUCGCAAGUGAACAUCACUGUGUCGGCGGCCACGCUGGUUCUGUCCGUGCAGGGAUUAAUUUCACAGCAGCGCAGUGCACCUCGCCUGGGCACAGCUCUACUUGACGAUACAGUCGAUGCCCUCAUCGGCGGUAACGGCAGUGAGCACUUUGUCGGCUGCUUACGGUCGGUCGUCAUCGACGACCAGAGUGUAUUGGACCAGUUCUACUCCGGGCGGCGUGGCGCUCUGAUUGAGCUGAACGAGGUCUACUUUAGUUCGACUUGCGAGGAUCGGCUGCUGUCAUGUCCCAAGGCGGACUCGCUUGAAAGAGACGGCCUUCUACUGGUGAACGAGCAGUCGGCCAUAUCGGUAGACUCCAUGUUUGACAUCUCCAGCGAGGCGCUGAUCAGGUUCACGUUCCGCAGCCUGCAGCCGAUGACGACGCUGUGCAGCGCCAAGGGACCGCGACAUCAGCUCAGCGUCAUCGUCGAUCACAAGCAGAUCUGCGUCAUGUCCGCGACCGUCGACACCACCCUCGACCUCAUCUGCACCGAGGGACUCGACUCUACGGUGGGCGCACACGACGUAGUCGUCAGCAAGGUCGGCAAACUAGUGACGCUCGUCGUCAACGGGCACUACAUCAACCGGCUGGAGCUGACGGCGCCGAUCCGAGACUUUGGCAGUUCGUUCACGUUUGGGCGCACCACCACUGCCUGCAACUAUACGCGUUCUGGACCGUUUUUUCCCAAUAUGCAAGGGUGUCUGGCGAACGUUGAGCUCAACGGCUUCUGUCUGAGGAAAGUCUCAGAUUUCACAUGUAACACGAGGGACGCAAAUGCUGCCAUUUUCCAAGGCUGCCUGCACAACUUCUGCGAUAUCGACGGUCUAUGCAACAUCGGUGUGUGCACAGUACAUUUGACCGGGUUCUACUGCGACUGCUUCGGCACACCGUACACAGGAGCCAGCUGUGCUGAAGAGGGUCUCACCGUCACGACCUGGGGCAAUGGAACUGGAUUCGCCUACGACUUCCCCCCUUCCGAGUGGGCUGGAGAUAGCAGCCUGCAACCUGGGGCCGGUGCAACCCCAACUGACAGCGGGGCGGUUACAACCCCAACUGCCGGCCCCGUCGUUGCUACUCCCUUGUUUGAGUUAUUCUUCUUCUAUCGCGCAUGGGAGGCGAAUGGAGAUCGAGUCAUGCUGGCGCAGUUCUGGAACGACGAACCAAAUCCGUUCCUCAUUAUUCACCAGGCCAAUAGCAGCAUUGAAGUCGCCUGGAAACUCACACGGUUUGUUCCCGACUGGUCGCACGAUGUUCUCAACGUGCCGGGCCUGGGCAUGGACUUUGACUACGUCAAGAUAAGUUUGAGAAUCGCCAAGGCAACGAACGCCUACGUCUAUAACCUUGCCGUGACCCCGGAAGGCAAGAAACCGGUUGCAACUUCUUUCAGCGAAUUCAUCGCCGUAAACGUGAGCCGAGUGGAGUUUGCACAGUUCACGGUGAAUGAUGUUAACCGGCAAGAGACACUGGCCUCCACGUCGCUAAGAGGUCACAUCCGCUCCGUAGCCGCCGUGAUCAAGGAGCGCAUUGACGUUCUCGGACGCGUCCUGAAUAACGACAACGGAACAUCUUCGACGGCGUAUCCUCACGAGAUGCCCUUCAGUAACUACACCACGCUGCUCAGCACGGAGCAAGUGCACAAGGUCUUCCAGCGAGCGCUCGACAUCGAGGAGAUCGCGUUCCGCUUCCGCACGCGCCAGCUGGAGGACAGUCUGCUGCUGAACGCGGACAAGGUGAUCGUGAUGUUGCGCAAGCGUGAUAUCCACGUGGUGAUGCGACCGCAUAUUGACGAGCCGCAGGGCGAGGUGAUCCUGCCCGUCAAGACACGCAGCCGGAUGACCGAUGGCGAGUGGCAUCAGUUCAGAAUCCAAGUCGGUCAGGGUCACGGAGAGCCACAUUAUGUGGUCACCGUGACGAUAGAUGAUUGGGUUGCCACGACGGAGGUUCCGUUCAACAGCAUUUCCAACGUACGUACCUUCGAAGUGCAUCUGGGUGGCACCAACGCUGAUAACCUGAAGCACUUGCCAGUGAGUUCUGGCUUCAAGGGGUGCGUGGAGGACUUCUGGAUCAAUCGCGAUUACAAGGAUCUGUACGCACUUGAAACUCUCGGCUCGACGUCGAGCAAUGACGUCAAGGACUACUGCCCAAGCUGCAAGCCCAUCAGUCCGUGUCGUCGUGGACAGUGCGUGGAGCAUGUCGACAACCUGACGUACUCCUGUGACUGCUCCGGCACAGGCUACACUGGUCCCCUCUGUCUGCAAGAGGAGUCCACGGCCACGCUCUUCAACAACGCCACCUCGUACAUAGCCAAGAGUCAGCUGACCGGCGAGCAGGCCAGCUCCAAGCAGCUGCGCUUCUACUUCCGCGUGUGGGAGGCCAAGGAGGAGGUGCGUGUGUUCACGCAGAGCGGCGGCGCUAAUGGCGGCAGCCCGCUUCUCGUGCUGUCCGUGGACGACACAGACAUUGUGGUGCGUGCACUAUCACUAGGUGCCGUCGCAACACACCGCGUCGCGUUUCCGGACGUGAAGCGAGUGUUCGAGUACAUCCACGUGCUGAUGACAUACACGCCCUCAUCGCUGCCUCAGAGCACCGGUGAACAGCAGACCUCGCCGUCCGGCGGUACCGUCAACAUCACCAUCGGUUACGGCGCCGCGCGCAAGUCGGUCGUCGUGACGAUGGACAGCUUCGCGACGGACGCGGUCACGUUUGGAACGCGCACCGAGUACGCCGCCGAUCCUCCCAGCAAGGGCUUCCAGGGUCAUCUGCGAGGGGUGCGCUACAACGGGCGCAACGUCUUCCCGCAGCACAUCCGCGGCAAUGCCCAGGUGUCGCUGGUCAACGGCGAGCUACAGGAGCUGGCAUUUGACAACUACGCCGUCAGCUUCAAGUCGCCCGGCGUGCACAAGGAAAUGGGCUUCGGCAUUCCCGUCGCCGACUACACGUUCAAGGUACGCAAGGCGUCCGGUAACGCCGUCCUGGUCGACAUCAACGGCGGCGACUUUGGAUCCGUCACGCUGGUUCAUCAGGAUGGUAACUAUGUGCUGAUAAUACGCGAGUACGCGUCCUCGUCGAUCAACCAGACUAUCUCUGUUGUGCCCACGGUUGCCGUGCCAACCGUUUCCGCGGUGAUCAAUCGCGAGGUGCGGCGCAGACGCCAGGCGCUGGCGGCGGCUGCCGACAGUGGUGAUGGUGGAGUGCUGCGUAAUCCGUGGACGCGCGUGCGUGUGUCUAUCAACGGGACGCUAGCGCUGGCCGGGUUGUACAUUGACGAUCGCCUGGUGGCCAGCUUGCAACUACCCACCGGAAUAGACCUGACGGAACUGCUGACAAUGACCGUCGGUGGUGCUAGUCCGGAGCGACUGCGUGAGAUCGACCUGGUCGACGUGGGCAUGCAGGGCUGUGUCGAGGAGCUGUGGGUGAACAACGACUACGUGGACCUGCCCGGCGCAACCACCCGCGGUGCAAGCCUCACUUCCCCGGGCGCUGCAGGGCCGGACGGUGGCAACGACACGUGCACGGCGUGUCAGCCGGAGUCGCUCUGUCAGAACGGCGGCGUCUGUCUGGCCAAGCUGUCCUCCACCGCCGCCGGUGGCGCCGGCGAUGAGUUUGAGUGUCUGUGUAACUUGACCGGCUUCGGCGGGCCACUCUGCGAGAUUGCACCAACAUCGCCGCCAACAACUACCCCCACAACGACACCGACCACUACGCCGACCACGACGCCAACAACAACCCCGACGACCACACCAACCACCACUCCCACUACCACCCCGACGACCACACCAACUACAACCCCGACGACCACACCAACUACAACCCCGACGACCACACCAACUACAACCCCGACGACCACACCAACUACAACUCCGACGACCACACCAACCACCACCCCGACAACAACUCCCACCACCACUCCAACAACCACACCCACUACCACACCCACCACCACACCAACCACCACACCCACUACUACUCCGACGACCACACCAACCACCACCCCGACAACAACUCCCACCACCACUCCAACAACCACACCCACUACCACACCAACCGCUGCCACACCAACACGUGCACAGCAGCCAAUCACGAGCACGGCAGGGCCUGCGGUGCACGUGUCGACCCGAUCGCCCAGCUCUCGCCGGCCAACAGCCGGUGGUCCGGGCGGAGACGACGACGACACUGGUGAUCUGUCACUGCUGUGGCUGCUGCUUCUACUCAUCCCCUGUUGUAUCCUGCUAGCAGCCAUUAUCAUCUGGGCAAUUUACAAGUACCACUACCGCUUCACCGGGAAGUAUGUCAUCGGUCAAGCAUUAUAGGUGAACCGACCGUCGAAGCAAGCAGGAUUAUUCCAAAGUGUCUGCUGGAACCCCGGCACAAUGCUCAUGUGUGACAUGUGCUAUGUGGCGCCUAUCUGCCGUUGGGAAUGAAACCGACGUCUGUGGUAUUUCUGACUGUACGUGCUGGGGAUAGAGCGACUUGAGACCAAACCGAUUUAAAACGUGCGUGAUUUCUUAUUUUCUUGUUGUCCGUCGUGAUGCGCAAGAAGCGGCAGUAUAUGUACAUGGAGACCAUUAUUAAAUUUUGUUUAGGCGUUCAUUGCUCACUGCUGCAAAGCCGUGCUGAGUGGAUUGGGCCCGUUCUUUCAGUGGCUCAUGUCGUGCCGUGCCCACGGUGGCAGGCCUACCUCGUGCCUGUUCCUCUGAUGGUUCCGGUCGGCAGAAUCCGCUGUAUGCUCCUGUCCUGGCGCUCGAUUGGGGCAAAUGUGUAGAUCUGAGCGUGCUCAUGGAACGCACAGACAUGCCAGAUCCUGUACUCCUGGCUAUACAGUUGUCGGUGUCAUCUUCCUUACAUACUUUAAUUUCCUUUAUAGCGGGCUGGUUUCCCUCUAAACAAUCAUGUGUGCAGUGUGAACUUUACUUUUUUCGAACUUUCUAUCCUAUUAGCCUCGUACUAUGGAGUAGGCCGAAACAUUGCCGUUUCGUUUGCUGCCGAAGAAUAUAGAACAUGUCAGAAACACACCGAUCCACGGUGUUUAUACUCUUGAUGGUAUAUUUCGGGUCCUUCGCUUUUUUAAAGACCUUCAUUCCUUUUAGGCUCUUACUGUGACUCUAUUUUGGUCGACCCAUGGCAAACUGAUGCAGAAAUGUUUUUAAAUAAUUUUUCACCAUGUACCGAGAGAGAGAGA
Sycon ciliatum is the source of this 5893-nucleotide messenger RNA. RefSeq lists its product as uncharacterized. The transcript has 19 exons. NCBI's taxonomy places the organism in Eukaryota, Metazoa, Porifera, Calcarea, Leucosolenida, Sycettidae. Bases 318 to 5024 code for a protein of 1568 amino acids. The record is from RefSeq and is a predicted model, not a curated record.